AUGUCAAAUUUUAAGAAUAGCACAACGAACCUGCUGCCAACAGGGAGCAACAACACAAAGCGCCUCCGGAUGCCUUGGACCGCUGAAGAAGACGAGUUACUCCUACGUUUAGCAAAACAACAAGGCCAAUCCUGUUAGGAAUGCGGCCAAAUUUUCACAUCCUCCAGCGAUGCCUAUGUCAUGCAAAAGGAGAUGGCGGAAUGUUGCCGUAACAACAAGCCAAUCAGAACAUAUACCUCACAAGGGCUUCGCCGUCGCCUCCAGGUAUUGGAGAUUAAGCAUAUCAAGGACACAGGUUCAGGAUACGGUUUCCCUGACUUUACAAAUGAAAUUUCCAAAGGAAAUUACAUCAGGACCGAAUUGGGCAUUAGCGAGCAGAACGUUAAGAACCACCACCACAACUGGACAGAGGAGGAAGACCAGAUUCUCAUGACCAACUACAUGAGGGUGGGUCUGCGAUGCGAGAAGUGCGGCCAACGUUUCACCUGGUAUAGCGCUGCUUAUUCCAUGAGAAAAGAGAUGGCGAAGUUCCAUCCGGGCCAGAAGCCAGCCAGAAUAUAUACCCCUUCAAUACUUUGCAGGCGUUGGCGACGGUUGAAGGGAAAGAGUGAUGUUUCUGAAGACGUUGCCUGGCAGAUCUACGAGUCUUUAGAAGGUAACACGCAGAUUUCAGAGCAAAUUGUGGAGGAUGAAGAUGUUAUGGAGAUUUUAAAACAAAUUAUAAAGGAUGAAGAUAUUACGGAGACUUCAGCAGCUCAUCGAGGAGAGAGAAGGGGCGGCAACUAA
Molecule: messenger RNA, 786 nt
Organism: Hymenoscyphus albidus
Lineage: Eukaryota; Fungi; Ascomycota; Leotiomycetes; Helotiales; Helotiaceae
Source: the annotation of a GenBank genome assembly